Lepisosteus oculatus (spotted gar) is the source of this 1813-nucleotide messenger RNA. RefSeq names its product solute carrier family 35 member G1 (gene slc35g1). The record is from RefSeq and is a predicted model, not a curated record. Gene Ontology annotation, biological process: regulation of cytosolic calcium ion concentration; calcium ion export across plasma membrane. NCBI's taxonomy places the organism in Eukaryota, Metazoa, Chordata, Actinopteri, Semionotiformes, Lepisosteidae. Gene Ontology annotation, cellular component: plasma membrane; endoplasmic reticulum membrane.
AGCGUGUCAGGAGCUGACCAAGGUUACUUAUUAAAACUUCACUCGUUACUCCAGAGGGAGCAGCCGGUAAAGAAGAUACUUUCCCAAGGCAUGCGAACUUACUAGCAUCUCGGAGAAGAUGAGCCAGUUCAGCAGCACGGUCGCUGGGGAUGACAGUGAGGAUGCCUUAUCGGUCGACCCCCUGAAGGAAGAGCUAGUGGAGAUUUUUCACUUAGAGGUUGACGGUGAAUGUGUUGCUGAGAAGCUUCAUCUGCAAAAUAACUGCCACAUUUCUGGGGUGGACAGGGCAGCGAGAACGGACAGCACGACCAAGGGAGACCCCGAGACCAGAAAUCAUUUUUCUCUUUUCAGAUGUUGCGGAAAGCAAAGUUAUCCCAAUAACAAGGGCACUGAGGGAAACUCGCUUUCGAAAGACCCGGAAAAGAAACCUGCCUGUGCUGGCAUCGGCCUGGUUUAUUCGUUGCUGGCAUCCCUGUUUUUCUCAAUAGUAGCCCUUCUGGUGAAGAAAAUCGAUGGAAUUCAUGCAGUGGAAAUCAGUGCUAUCCGAUGUUUCUUCCAGAUGCUGUUUGUACUUCCUGCCAUGAUUUAUUACAAAACUGGAUUCCUGGGACCAAGAGAUCAGCGCAUCUUUCUGUUUCUGAGAGGCUUUCUUGGGGCGAAUGCAAUGAUUCUGCUGUACUACGCGGUGCAGCAGAUGCCGCUGGCUGAUGCCACAGUCAUUGUCUUCAGCAACCCAGUUUUCACGGCCGUGCUGGCCUGGAUUUUCCUCAAGGAGAAGUGCACCAUCUGGGACUUCGUCUUUACCAUAUUCACGCUGACGGGAGUCAUACUCAUUGCGAGGCCCCCGUUCCUCUUCGGGUCUCGCGUCUCCGGGAUAGAGGGCGACUACACGAACCACAUCAAGGGCACCAUCGCGGCCUUCACCGGCGCAGUGGGGGCAGCGUCCACUUUCGUCGUGCUCCGGAAGAUGGGGAAGAGCGUUCACUACUACCUGUCCGUGUGGUACUAUGCGGUCAUUGGCCUUAUAGAGUGCGUCAUUGCCCUGUUCGUCCUCAAGGAGUGGACGGUUCCCUUCUGCGGCUGGGACAGGUGGAUCCUCAUGCUGAUCGGGCUGCUGGGAAUCGCGGGCCAGACGUUUCUCACCAAAGCGCUGCAGGUGGAGAAAGCCGGGCCCGUGGCCUUGAUGAGGACGAUGGACGUAGUGCUGGCCUUCAUACUCCAGUUUCUGUUUCUCAACCGAACGCCGACGUGGUGGAGCCUGGGAGGGGCUAUUUGUGUAAUCGGCAGCACUAGCGGAGUGGCUCUUCGGAAAUGGUAUAACAGCACAAAACGUGCUGAUAGAGUGUGAAGGUUACAGUCGCAUAUGCUGUAGUACUACACCUCACUACUUGUGCUUUAAUACUUUAGCGGUGCUAAAACAAAGAAAGAGAAACAGCUCUUUUAAUUAUAUUAUAUAAGAUUGCAUUUAUUUAUCUAAAAUUCCUAUGAUCAGGAUUUUUUUAAUACCUACAGUACUACUCGGCCAAUUUAUAGUAACCUCCUUUUGAAAACUUGUGUUAUCCUGUACAUCUCACUGUGUUAUUGCCUUUUUCUAUGGGGUUUCAGUACAGUGCAAUGUAAUUUCUUCUAUUUUUAAAUGAAUGGAUAUCAGAGUAUAUUAAUAUACACAUAUUCAGGGUCUACUUCAGUCUUUUCUACUGAGGGCAUGUUCAUGCACAUCCUAUUUAAGCACUACCCAUUAAUAAAGGAAAACACUUAUUUUUAAGAAGCAAAGCAAAACUAGUAGGCUGGAUACUUAAUGUGUACUGUAAAU